AUGGUAGGUGUCGUCUACUCAGAGUCGUGUCGAAAUCCGGAUCCGUGGACGUUUUCGUACCCAAACUCGAAGGUUCCUCCAUCCUUCCGCUUUCAGGGGCUCUGUCUCGCAAUUUCGACCUCUCGCCUUACUACGGCUGAGGGCACCGAAGCUAGGGUUCUGCGCAAUCAGCUAAAACAGAGAUGGGACUUUGCUUUACUAAGUUACUUCUUCCUGGCCAAUAAUGAUGGUGAUUCAGAUCACAACGUGGAGUUAGCUGGUGGCAAGGUUCAACUCAUCACAACUAAAGAUAGCUGGGAUGAAAAGCUAUCAGAAGCCAGGAGAGAUGGCAAGAUAGUGGUUGCAAAUUUCAGUGCAACGUGGUGUGUGAGCUGUCUGAGGAAUAUCCCUUCUCUAAUAUUCCUGACUAUCGAUGUUGAUGAGCUAACUGAAUUCAGUACAUCAUGGGACAUCAAAGCCACUCCAACCUUCUUCUUUCUCAAAGAUGGGCAGCAAGUUGACAAACUGGUUGGAGCUAAUAAACCCGAGCUACAGAAGAAGAUAACUGCAGUUGCAGAUUCGGUGCCUUCAAGUCAAAAUUGUCAAACAUAA
Messenger RNA from Thlaspi arvense, 591 nucleotides. Lineage: Eukaryota; Viridiplantae; Streptophyta; Magnoliopsida; Brassicales; Brassicaceae. The record is from the annotation of a GenBank genome assembly.